AAACACUCUAAAUAAUUUAUCACUGAGUGAUUAUCCUUAGCCUACUUAUGGAAUCUGGCAGCAGGAGACUAUAAAUAUGCACAUACCUAUAUAUUUAUCUCUCUAUAUAUGUAUGUACAUCCUGGAAUUCUUGUGUCAUUAUUAUUUCUUUGUUCCUCCUAUAGAUUAUAUCAAAUCCAGUCCCUAAAAUGGAAGAAGCCAAAAGCCAAAGUUUGGAGGAAGACUUUGAAGGACAGGCCACACAUACAGGACCCAAAGGAGUAAUAAAUGAUUGGAGAAAGUUUAAAUUAGAGAGUCAAGACAGUGAUUCAAUUCCACCUAGCAAGAAGGAGAUUCUCAGGCAAAUGUCUUCUCCUCAGAGUAGGAAUGGCAAAGAUUCAAAGGAACGAGUCAGCAGAAAGAUGAGCAUUCAAGAAUAUGAACUAAUCCAUAAAGAGAAAGAGGAUGAAAACUGCCUUCGUAAAUACCGUAGACAGUGUAUGCAGGAUAUGCACCAGAAGCUGAGUUUUGGGCCUAGAUAUGGAUUUGUGUAUGAGCUGGAAACUGGGGAGCAAUUCCUAGAAACAAUUGAAAAGGAACUGAAGAUCACCACAAUCGUUGUUCACAUUUAUGAAGAUGGUAUUAAGGGUUGUGAUGCUCUAAACAGUAGUUUAACAUGCCUUGCAGCAGAAUACCCUAUAGUUAAGUUUUGUAAAAUAAAAGCUUCGAAUACAGGUGCUGGGGACCGCUUUUCCUUAGAUGUACUUCCUACACUGCUCAUCUAUAAAGGUGGGGAACUCAUAAGCAAUUUUAUUAGUGUUGCUGAACAGUUUGCUGAAGAAUUUUUUGCUGGGGAUGUGGAGUCAUUCCUAAAUGAAUAUGGGUUACUACCUGAAAGAGAGGUACAUGCCCUAGAGCAUACCAAAAUAGAAGAAGAAGAUAUCGAAUAAAGAUUCAUUAUGUCAAUAUCUCAUGUUUAUCCUUUAGGCAUUGGAUGAUGGUUUUGGUAGUAUCUAUAUUGCUUUAGUGAACACAAAGUAUGGGCAUGGCUAUGCUAAUUUGACAAAAAUGAUUGAUGCAACAAUCGAGUUAUUAGCAUUUCUUAGUAUUAGUUACUCAAAUUGAUACAAUGCUUGACUACAAAACAGAGCUGUCUUCAGCAACAUUAUUAGUAAACAAAGAGGAUGUGGAUAAUAUCAUGACAUUUUCAAAAAUCCCUUUCAAGUUAUGUUUUGUCUUUUUUACUCCAUUUUCCUUCCUCACUGUUAUUAUUAUUUGGGCUUUUCAAAUUACAUUAUUCAUUAUAAUUUUCUUUGUGUAAUAAAAAUAAAAUCUCAUGAGGAAAUAAAUUUUCUAUUUGAAGUCUAUUCUUUCUCAAGCAUUACAUUACCAAGACCCUAAAAACAUUAUAAAGCCCAAAAUACAAAAUAUCAUUCAGUAAAAUACCUUAUAUUCCAACCAAAUUAAUGCAUAAGAAACUUAGAAACACUGUGCCAAGUUAAAAUUGUAUUUAAAAAAGGAAGCAAGAUCUUCUUAUUCUCUGGGUGGAAGAAUAAUAUUUAGUGGUAAUAAAAUUACAAUAUUCAUUUGUUGAUUGCCUAUUAUGGGCCAGUAUUUUAUACAUAUCAUCUCUAAUUCUUAACCACAAAUCUGUACAUAGAUAGUAUUACUCCCAUUUUAUAAAUAGUAAAACAGAGAAUCAGAGAAGUGAAGUGUAAGUUCUACUUUUAUUUCCCUUGAAAACAUUUGGAAGUCUCUCCUCCAACACAAAAACGUGGAAGUGAAAAAUAAAAUCUGUUUAAAAUGUCUUUAAAAGAACAAUGAGAUGAAGAGCAAGAUAAAAUAAAUUCAUAGGUGUCUGAAUCACAGUAGAGAAAUAAUGGUGCUGACAUAAUAUGGCCUGCAAUUAAAGAUAUGGUACUUGAUAAGUACCCAAAAAGGGGCUCCCUGUGAGAAAUCUGUUUAAAGCAGGUUUGCACAAUU
Molecule: messenger RNA, 1962 nt
Organism: Symphalangus syndactylus (siamang)
Lineage: Eukaryota; Metazoa; Chordata; Mammalia; Primates; Hylobatidae
Gene: PDC
Product: phosducin
Biological process (GO): regulation of G protein-coupled receptor signaling pathway
Cellular component (GO): photoreceptor outer segment
Source: RefSeq, a predicted model, not a curated record